UUUAAAUUAUGAGCUUCGUUUUGUAGCCAGCCAUUUUCCAUUAAGAGAAAUAAAUAAUUUUGAAGCCUAAAUCCCAAUCUGCGUACGUAGUGAAGCAGUGUAGCCAUGGCCAUUGCAGCCGUGAAGUCACUGCUGUACUCUGCACGUGUGGAUUCUCAUCCUCAGCUCUCUCGUCCUCUUCCUCAGCCAUUGGUAUUCUUCAAUUGGGAAAACAAAAAUUCGUUCUUGAAGCUCAGCGAACAGUCCCGCCGAACCUACCACCUAACGAAGAAGAUGGUCGCCAAGGCUUCAUCGACUCAAAACAACGACCCUGAAGAUGGAGUCUCUUUGGGAACCAUGAAAUUGCCCACCGACACCGAUUUCCAGAGGUUUGAACUUCUGCUCUUUCAGUGGGCCAACAGUCUAUGCCAAGGAGCUAAUUUGCCACUUCCUGUACCUUUGAAGAUUGAUAAAAUUGCUGGUGGAGCUAGACUGGGGUUCAUUACAAUUGAGGAUGGUGGUAAAACAGAGGUACUUGUGUACAUUGAUUGUCUGGUAUUUCCAGCUACUGAGAGUUCAGGACCACUGUUUAGAGCCAUAAGAAAUGGACCCAAGAAAGAUCAAGCUCCACCUGGGGAGCCAAGAAUAAUGAGAAGUCUUCUUCAGGCACUUCAAAAAUCUGUUGAAAUAGCUAGACUUUGAACUUUACAUUUACAAUCACUUUUCUUCUCUUUCAUCUACUACUACUACUACAUCAACACUUCUAAGUCUUGUAAUUUUUUUUUCUUUUUCACUGUUGAACAAUUGUAUCCUAUUUUUUUAUAUAUAUAUAUAUAUAUAUGGGUUAUUCUAUA
This is a messenger RNA of Cannabis sativa, 833 nucleotides long. RefSeq lists its product as uncharacterized. The record is from RefSeq and is a predicted model, not a curated record. Lineage: Eukaryota; Viridiplantae; Streptophyta; Magnoliopsida; Rosales; Cannabaceae. Bases 106 to 681 code for a protein of 191 amino acids. Gene Ontology annotation, cellular component: chloroplast thylakoid membrane; chloroplast stroma. The transcript has 3 exons.